GAGGAGGAGGUGGCCGCAGGAACCGUUGGAGUGGCCCCGGCAUUGAGAGUGGAACUGGGAUCAGGACCGAGACCGGGACCGGGAUUAGUGCGAGUGGCUGAGCCUUGGGGCCGGCGAGAUGGGUGGGGAGCAGGACGAGGAGCGUUUUGACGGCAUGUUGCUGGCCAUGGCCCAGCAGCACGAGGGCGGCGUGCAGGAGCUUGUCAACACCUUCUUCAGCUUCCUGAGGCGCAAAACAGAUUUCUUCAUUGGUGGUGAAGAGGGGAUGGCAGAGAAGCUCAUCAAUGAGACAUUCCGCCACCACAACCAGUUGGCUCAGAAGGGACGGCGAGAGAAGCAAGCAAGACAGGAAGCUGAGCGUCGAGAGAAGGCUGAGCGUGCUGCUCGACUGGCCAGAGAGACCCAGAAGGAAGCCUCUGGGCCCCAGAUCAAGGAGCUGACUGAUGAAGAGGCUGAGAGGCUCCAGCUGGAGAUUGACCGGAGGAAGGAUGAGGAAAACAACCAGAAGAAGGAUGGACCAGCCAAGUCUUUGAACAACACCUCCAACUCAGCUGUGAAACAGGAGGCCGAUGAAGAUGAGGAGGAGGAAGAUGAAAAGGACAAAGGGAAACUGAGACCUAACGCAGGCAAUGGAGCUGACCUCCCUCACUACCGGUGGACCCAGACCCUGUCUGAAUUGGAUCUGGCCGUGCCCUUCUCUGUGAACUUCCGGCUGAAGGGCAAAGAUGUGGUUGUGGAUAUUCAGCGGCGGCAUCUGCAGGUGGGGCUGAAAGGGCAGCCCCCACUCAUUGCUGGGGACCUCUACAACGAGAUCAAGGUGGAAGAGAGCUCCUGGCUCAUUGAAGAUGGCAGAGUGGUGACUGUACACUUGGAAAAGAUAAACAAGAUGGAGUGGUGGAGUCGCUUGGUGUCCAGCGACCCUGAGAUCAACACCAAGAAGAUUAACCCAGAGAAUUCUAAGCUGUCCGACCUUGACAGUGAGACUCGGAGUAUGGUGGAAAAGAUGAUGUAUGAUCAGCGGCAGAAAUCCAUGGGCCUGCCAACCUCAGAGGAACAGAAGAAGCAGGAGAUUCUGAAAAAGUUUAUGGAGCAGCAUCCAGAAAUGGAUUUUUCCAAAGCCAAAUUUAACUAGUAUCCUGGCACCCCCAACCUUCAUUCCCUUGGGGUCUUAUGCCCUUCCUCCCCCUUGCCUGACCUCUUUGGACACCUUCUUCCCUGGAGAAAGGAUUGUAUGCAGGGACAGGUAUGGGACCCUGGCCCAGGGCGGGCCUUCAGCCCCAAAGGCAAGUCCCAGGACUGUUCUUGGAGCCUCCAAGAUGGGAGGAGGAAGAAGUCUUGUAAUCCCCACUCUGCCUGUUACAGAAGUAAAGGAAUGUUCUACCCUC
This is a messenger RNA of Gracilinanus agilis (Agile Gracile Mouse Opossum), 1385 nucleotides long. It is a transcript of the gene NUDC, whose product is annotated as nuclear distribution C, dynein complex regulator. The record is from RefSeq and is a predicted model, not a curated record. Gene Ontology annotation, biological process: protein folding. Gene Ontology annotation, cellular component: cytoplasm. NCBI's taxonomy places the organism in Eukaryota, Metazoa, Chordata, Mammalia, Didelphimorphia, Didelphidae. The transcript is spliced from 9 exons. Bases 119 to 1132 code for a protein of 337 amino acids.